Molecule: messenger RNA, 930 nt
Organism: Trichoderma citrinoviride
Lineage: Eukaryota; Fungi; Ascomycota; Sordariomycetes; Hypocreales; Hypocreaceae
Product: ribonuclease H-like protein
Exons: 2
Coding region: 1-930 (309 amino acids)
Biological process (GO): DNA replication, removal of RNA primer
Molecular function (GO): RNA-DNA hybrid ribonuclease activity; magnesium ion binding; nucleic acid binding
Source: RefSeq, a predicted model, not a curated record
AUGCAGAAAUACUAUGCCGUACAGGCGGGCUUUGUUCCGGGCGUGUACCUGACAUACGCGGAAUGUCAAGCCCAGACAGCCGGCUUCAAGGGCGCCGUUUUCAAGUCCUUUCUCUCAAAAGACGACGCCGAAGCCUUUGCAGCCGGCAAAAAGGUGGCCGUGGCUGACGAGCCUGAAAAAUUCUACGCUGUUGCUGUCGGCAACCCGACCGGCAUCUUCACAGACUGGUCGGAAGCCUCGAAGGCCAUCACCGGGAUCAAGGGUCCCAAGUACAAGCGCUUCAAUACCCGCGCAGAAGCCGUUGCAUAUAUCCGACACCAUGGCAACAGGGAAGCAAUCGAGGCUUUGGGAGAGAAGGUAGAGCCAUUGGUGGAGAAAUUUGAGGUGGAGGAAAAGCCGGCUAUAAAGAAGUUCACUCCCAUCGAGAAGGUGGCUGUCACAAAGAACCGCGAGCUCGACACAAGGCCGCAAGAAAACGUGCUGAACAUCUGGACGGAUGGCAGCAGUCUGGCCAACGGCAGGGCCGGCUCUCGCGCCGGGCUGGGCGUUUACUUUGGAGACAACGACCCUCGUAACCUUGCGGAGAGACUGCCCGGCGAGCCGCAGACCAACCAACGCGCGGAGCUCAUGGCUAUGCAGCGCGCCUUGGAGAUUGCGCCGACCGACCAGACCGUCCGCAUCCACAGUGAUAGCCAGUACUCCAUCAAGUGUGUAACCCAAUGGGCCGAUGGCUGGAAGCGGAAGAACUGGUUGACGGCCAGCGGCGAGAGUGUGAAGAACCAGGAUAUCAUACGGGCCGUCCUCGCAAAGAUGGAUGAGCGAACCAAGGCGGGAAGCAACACAUACUUUCAGUGGGUGAAGGGCCACGACACGAACAUCGGCAACAUUGCCGCAGAUCGGCUAGCCGUCAGAGGAGCCAAUCUGCCUUGA